Messenger RNA from Dioscorea cayenensis subsp. rotundata (Guinea yam), 2616 nucleotides. Its product is annotated as potassium transporter 5-like. The record is from RefSeq and is a predicted model, not a curated record. Lineage: Eukaryota; Viridiplantae; Streptophyta; Magnoliopsida; Dioscoreales; Dioscoreaceae. Gene Ontology annotation, molecular function: potassium ion transmembrane transporter activity. Gene Ontology annotation, cellular component: membrane. Bases 99 to 2483 code for a protein of 794 amino acids. The transcript is spliced from 8 exons. Gene Ontology annotation, biological process: potassium ion transmembrane transport.
AACAAAUUUAGUAUUAAAAAAAUUACUCAAGUUGCCAGGAACAUAUACUUGUAGGUUUUGCUUAUAAAACAGCAAGUAAAAGACUCAAACUUCACACAAUGAGAGGAACAGAGAUGGAAGCCAACCAAAAUGAAGCUGAGAUUGCUGCAGAAUCAGAGCAAGUUCUUAAAAGCAAGAAGUUAUCAUGGGGAAAACUUCGCCGUGUUGAUUCGUUCCAUGUGGAGGCUGGAAGGGUUUCCAAUGCUCACCAUCAUGCUUCUCAGGUUGGGUGGAAAACAACACUACACUUGGCAUUCCAGAGCAUUGGAGUGGUAUAUGGAGACAUAGGAACAUCUCCUCUGUAUGUUUAUGCAAGCACCUUCACUGAUGGGAUUAAGGACACAGAUGAUCUUUUGGGUACUUUGUCUUUGAUCAUGUACACCAUUCUUCUUCUUCCUUUACUCAAGUAUGUCUUUAUUGUUCUCUGGGCUAAUGACAAUGGUGAUGGGGGUACUUUUGCAUUAUACUCUCUGAUAUCAAGGUAUGCAAGAGUGAGCAUGAUACCAAACCAACAGGCUGAAGAUGCAAUGGUUUCAAAUUAUAAACUAGACACAGCAACCAAACAAUUGAAGAGAGCUCAGUGGGUGAAGGAGAAGCUGGAGAACAGUGCAAUGGCCAAACAGUUUCUUUUCUUUAUCACAAUUUUGGGUACCUCCAUGGUUAUUGGUGAUGGAGUUUUAACUCCAUGCAUCUCUGUGCUUUCAGCUGUGAGUGGGAUCAAAGAAAAGGCAACUUCACUAAGCACUGGUGCUAUUGAUGGAAUUGCUGUGGCAAUCUUAAUUGCGCUCUUCUUAGCUCAACGAUUCGGCACAGACAAAGUUGGCUACUCAUUUGCACCGAUAAUAUCACUCUGGUUUGCUUUUAUUGGUCUUAUAGGAGCAUACAACUUGAUCAAGUAUGAUAUCCGUAUUCUUCGUGCAUUCAACCCCAAGUAUAUUGUGGAUUAUUUCCGAAGGAACGGGCAACAAGGUUGGAUUUCUCUAGGAGGAAUUAUUCUUUGUAUUACAGGGACUGAGGCUAUGUUUGCUGAUCUUGGCCACUUCAAUAUCAGAGCCAUUCAGAUUGGCUUCUCCGUAAUAUUGCUUCCUUCAGUAUCACUAGCUUACAUGGGACAAGCUGCUUAUCUCACUAAAUUCCCCGAAAAUGUUUCAGAUACUUUCUACAAAUCAAUUCCAGGUCCACUUUUCUGGCCAAUGUUUAUAAUAGCUGUUUCUGCUGCAAUUAUCGCAAGCCAGGCGAUGAUCUCCGGUGCAUUUGCAAUAAUAUCUCAGUCACAGAGUCUAGGUUGCUUUCCCAGAGUGAAGGUAGUUCACACUUCGGCAAAAUAUGAAGGCCAAGUCUACAUUCCUGAGAUUAACUACACACUAAUGAUCCUCUGCGUGAUCGUUACACUAAUAUUCAAAACAACAGAAAAAAUCGGCAAUGCAUACGGUAUAGCUGUUGUUGCAGUCAUGGUCAUCACAACAAUGAUGGUGACACUGAUAAUGCUGGUCAUUUGGAAAACAAACAUUUGGUGGAUUGCACUCUUCUUCUGCGUAUUCGGAGGAAUUGAAAUCAUCUAUUUAUCUUCAGUCUUGUACAAAUUCAAGCAAGGUGGUUAUCUCCCACUGGCUUUUGCAGCAUUCCUGAUGAUCAUAAUGGGAGUAUGGCAUUAUGCUCAUGCAGAAAGAUACAACUAUGAAUUGAAAAACAAAGUCUCAAGCAGUUACAUCAAAGAUUUGGCAGAGAAUCAAGACAUAAAAAGAUUGCCAGGAAUAGGACUUCUUUAUUCAGAGCUAGUACAAGGAAUACCUCCUAUAUUCCCUCAUCUCAUUGAAAAAAUGCCAUCAAUUCACUCUGUUCUUGUAAUAGUCUCAAUAAAGUAUCUCCCCAUCAGUAAAGUCGAAAUGGAGGAGAGGUUUCUAUUCAGACAGAUUGAGCCAAAGCACUACAGAGUGUACCGAUGCGUGGUUCGAUACGGAUACAAAGACGCACUGGAAGAACCUAAAGACUUCGAAAGAUCUCUUGUCGAAAACUUGAAACAUUUUAUCCAACAAGAGACAUUCUUUCUUGAAAAUGCAGGCCAUGCAAACACUAGUGGUGAUCAUAAUGCGGAAGUUAAGCCAAGAAAGUCAGGUGCAUCUGCAGUGUAUGUAGAGGAGACAUUAACACAAGGACAAGGGAAUCACUCACAGGGAUCUUCAGAUAGAAUAUUAACAGAGGCACAACAGGCAGUGCAAUUAGCUGAAGAUGAGAUGCAGUAUGUUCAGAAGGAGAUGGAGAAUGGAGUGGUGUAUUUGCUGGGAGAGGCAGAGGUGGUUGCACAUCAAGAUUCAAGUCUGAUUAAGAAAGUGGUGGUUAAUUACUUGUAUAACUUCAUGAGGAGGAACUUCAGGCAAGGUGAAAAGGUCAUGUUGAUUCCUCGUAGCAAGUUGCUAAGGGUGGGGAUGACUUAUGAGAUUUAAAUUAAUGGUUUAUGAUUUGAUCUUUUUACUCAGGGUGGAUUGUGUGACUUUUCUGGAUCUUGUCAGUCUUAAUAUGUAACUAUUCUCACUGCUAUCAGUAAAAUUUAAUAGAAAAAUAAAAAUAUUUUAAACA